Messenger RNA from Anopheles darlingi, 1846 nucleotides. It is a transcript of the gene Golgin84, whose product is annotated as golgin-84. The transcript has 4 exons. Gene Ontology annotation, cellular component: Golgi cisterna; Golgi membrane. The record is from RefSeq and is a predicted model, not a curated record. NCBI's taxonomy places the organism in Eukaryota, Metazoa, Arthropoda, Insecta, Diptera, Culicidae. Gene Ontology annotation, biological process: Golgi organization; retrograde transport, vesicle recycling within Golgi. Bases 105 to 1784 code for a protein of 559 amino acids.
CACAAACAUUUUGUGGGGGUCUCUUGUAAAAUCUUGCUUGUAAUUUGCGUUUUCAGCUGUGAAAUCCUGCGCAUCGUGAAGUAAACCACCAAACCCGGGCCAUCAUGUCGUGGCUGCAAGACUUGGCUGGGAGGGCCGAAAAUAUCCUCACCAAGAUCGACCAGAACGCGGCCACUGUUCUGCAAACCCGACCCGAUUCUGAUGAUGUGGACGGGAGCACUCCGCUGAUGGAGGUCAGUGUUUCGAAAAGCGAAUCCGCUCCACAAAAUACGCCCAAACCCAGGAAUAUUACGAAAACGUCGCACCUUGUCGUCCGAUCCCCGAAACGAAUGGGAAAAUCCGCUUCAAACUCUUCAUUCGACCGAUCAAUCGCCAACGAUCAGGAUAUGGAGGAUACUCUUUCGUCUAAAUCGGAGAGGCAAAACUUUUCCGAAACCUCUUCCAGGCGCAGCUCAAUCAGUUCGAAGAAGGAAGGAACAGUUAUCGAUAUGAGCACGAUGCCGAUAGCCGCGCCAAACCCGGCUGGUCACGAGUUUAGUUAUUCGAUCGAGAAAGAGCUGGCCGCUACAAAGAUCAUACUGGCCGAGGUUAAGUCCGAGCGGGACGAGCUGAAAACCGAGCUGGACAAUGCAUUGUCGCAGCUCAGCAACGGGGAGACGGAAGCAAAACUGAUGCAACUGGAGGCUUUAUGCGAAAGUUUGGCAGAAGAGAAGAACGAUUUGUCCGCGAAGCUGCUGAACAUCGAAGAGGCAAACAGCAAGUACGUAAAGUCCAUAUCCGAGCUCGAGUCCACCGUAGCGAAGCACAUGCAGAGUGAGCAGGAAUUACAAACAAAACUGGAGAUGGCGAAGCUAGAGGCGGAGAAUGCAAUGUCCGAGCUGCAGCAGUACCGCGUCCGAGCUCAUGCAACACUGCAGUUGAAGGAGAAAACCAUCGAUCAGCUCAAAGAACAAAUUACAAACAUAGACCGAAGUGAACAAGGCACGGUCAACGGCGGUUUGUCGAACUCGGAGCAGAUUCUGCAGAUCGAGCUGGAGCAAACCAGACAAGAGAAGUCGAAUCUAGUGGACGAGCUUAAUGCGCUGAACGAACGGAUAAAACAGCGCGAAGGACAGUGGCUAGCUACGGAGGAAAAGCUGAAGAUGACCGUCAACAAUCUAGAGAAGCAUCUGCAGCAGUCGCAGCAGCAGAGCACCUUCGAGACCGACCGAUUCCUUCAGCUGGAAGAUGAUUUCAAAAUCAAACAGAAAGAGCUCGCUUCGGCACGCGAAGAGCUGAUCAAACAAAGGACAAGCUUUACGGCGAGAGUAUACGAAAGAGAUUCCGAGAUAAAGAAGUUGCGCAGUAAAAUCCAAAAUCGUCCAGCAAGUCCAUCCUCCGAUGUGGAAGAUCGUCUGGCGUCCCUCACGCAAUCCUUAGUACAAAAGCAAACCACGCUAGAAACAAUAACGGCAGAGAGAAAUGCACUACGGCUACAGCUGGAAAAGUUAGAAAGCCAGUACCGUAGCACUGCAUCCCAGGUUCGACAGCAGCGAGCGGUGUACUUGAACAGCAACGUCACAGAUGAUGCCAAAUCCCAAGUUCCCAAUUUUAUGGUGGAAAACCCCUUCGACAAUAACGUGGCCCGAAGGAUGAAGCGAGCUUAUUCCUCUCUCGAUUCGAUAGGCAUUCGAUUAGGCGUGUUCCUGCGCCGCUACCCGCUGAUUCGCAUUCUUGUAAUUUUCUACGUGGUAAUCCUGCAUCUGUGGGUUAUGUUUGUUCUCUUAUCCUCCACUCCGACCUAAAAGUACAACUGCUUAAAAUGUAAUGUAAAUUAAAUCAUGUAAAAUACAAUUUUAACCGGGUA